GACUCCGAGCCUCUCACCAACGGCCACCACAAGUCUCUUUUUGUAGAAGAGUCCGAGCAGCUUACAAAUCUCACAAUCGUCCCGUGCGACAAGCCUGCAAGUCUUGCAGAGCUCGUCCAAGAGGACGCGAUUGAGAUUUCCGGCACGGAAAUACCCUUUGUCGAUGUUGCCACAAUCGUUGUGGAAGCUUCUAAAGCCUCUUUAGAUUUUUGUUACAACUUCCAUAAACGGCGUCGGGAGCACUACUACUGCAGAGCCUUCCUGUCAGGACGAGACGCCCAUUUCCAAUUCAAGUACCGGAAUAAACCCAACUGCUGAUAUGUUGGAAGAGGUUGUUGUCCCCCCUGCUGUUGAAGCAGAGGAAAUAUCUACCAUGGCCGCAGAACCUGAACCAGCUAUCGUAACAGAUGCAUGUGACCUGAUUGAUGCGGAAGAAAGCAUAACGCAAGUGGAGGCUCCGUCCGUCCGAGAAGAACCUGCGGUCACCGAGACCGUGGUUAUAGCGUCCAUCGAUUCGGUAGCAGAGGCCGCUCCUGAAGCCGAGUCAGACAUCACGCCAGUGACGCUCCAAGCUGCACCAAUUCAACCAAUAUUGCGCGAGGUCGUCGUAGAGGAGGGUUCGGCCUGUGAGCCUGGCUCGGAGCCCGCGGCAAUUUUGGAGCCCACCCCAAAAGCUACCGAAAUGGAACCGGUUGAAGAUACUGCAGCAACUGCGGAGCCCGUCACAGAAGUUGGCGAAUCGGAUCUGACUGAAGAAACUGUGCCGGCGUCGGAAGCAGUAGUCACUAUUGUGCCAGCCGAGAUAUCAGCGGAAAAGGAGGGUGAUAACGAGUCGCCACAUGGUGCUGUUGAUGCUGAGGACGAGCCAGCUGCUCCCACCGAACCGGAAGUGGAAGUGUUUGUUCCCGAGGUCAUUUCGGCUCCAGCUGAGGCUGCGACAGGGCCAGAUGUCCCGUCAACUGAAUCAGAGGAAGCUGCCAUCGCCCCAACUACGGUGUCCGAGGUUCCUGUCGAAUUUGUUGUUGCUGCAGAGGCAGAGUCUGUUGAUACACACGACUCCAUUACUGUUGACUCAGAACCAGUCACAAUCCCUGGCCCCGAGCCCAUUGCUACCGCUGAGACGGAUCCUGUAGCAGCAGCAGGACGUGAACCUGCCGCUGUCGAGUCGGAAGCGCCUGCAGCAGUUGGUGCGGAGCUCACAGAACCUGCAGUCGAGUCUAUUGUAGUGGAGACUGUUCAGAUUGAUGUCGAGCCACCCAGCUCCAACGUGUCAUUCGUCGAGGAUCCUGAGGUGGACUUCACGUAUACUGACGACACGCAGACGAUACUAGCUGAGGAGAUUCCCGUGUUUGAGGAGCCAAUUUCGAACGUCACUGAUGUUGAGUCCGAGGUGCAGGUAGAAGAGUCCUCUGUUGAGGAGACUGUGGAGGUCAUUCCAAACGACAUUGUUACUCCUAUAGGAGAGCCUGCACCAGUCGAGGAAAUUCCAGCGGAGGAAGUUGCAGCGGCUGAAGAGGUUGUAACAGUCGAGGAAAUCCCGGUCGAAGAGCCUGCAGCGGUUGAAGAGACUGUACUGGUUGAGGACACCACCGCGGUUGAAGAAACUGUACCUGCUGAAGAGGUCGUCCCAGUCGACAUUGCUACAGGAGAGCCCGCAGUGAUUGAAGAGACUGUACUGAUUGAGGACACCAUUGCAGUUCAAGAAACUAUACCUGCUGAGGGGGUCGUCUCAGUCGACGUUGCUACAGGAGAGCAUGCAGCGGUUGAAGAGACUGCACUGAUUGAGGAAACUACCGCAGUUGAAGAAGCUAUACCUGCUGAAGAGGUCGCCCUAGUCGAUGUUGCUACUGGAGAGCCUGCACCAGUCGGGGAGGUUCCCCCGGUCGAAGCUGCAGCAGUCGAAGAACAUGCACCAAUCGAAGAGAUCACUUUAGUUGAGGAUGUCACUCCUAUUGAAUCAGCUGCUCUAAUCGAAUCAUCCCCGCCGGUCGAAGAGCCUGUUGUUGACGAAGCUGAGCCUACCGUCGAAGAGCUCGCCGCUCCUAUUGACGAUGAUCCACUGUUGGAAGAGACCAUGCCUUCUGUCUAUGCAGCCGACGUCGAAGCGCCUCUUCCCACCGUUGAGGUUUCCUUGCUUGAAGAACCUGCCGCAUCCUUUGAGGAGCCUCUUGUUGCACCCGAAGAAGCAUUCGCUAAAACACCCGCUCCAGCAGUUGAAGAGACUUCGCUCGCAGGAGAUGCUUCAACUGUUGAAGAAACAUCUGCUCCCCUUGUCGAAGAAGAUGUCCCUGCUGUCGAGGAGCAUUCUGCGCUCGCAGCAGUGGAUGUGCCUGAAUCAGGAAUAGUAGAAGAGCAUACGUCUGUCGCGGUCGAGGACAUUUCGGGGCGCAAACACGAGCCUGUGGCAAUCGAGGAAACUCCCGCAGAUGCGGUGGAACCUGUCUCUGUUGAUGAUAGAAUUCCUCCCACUAUAAACGAGACACCCCUCCCUGCAGAAGUGCCCUCGGAUACUGACGGGCCUGCUCUUGAGGUAACUUCAGCCACAGAAGAAACUUUCGUCCCGGAAGAAGAGUCCGUCACUAUCAUUGUGUCAGACGAAACGAUCUCUGAAGUGGCAGUUGUCGCAUCGAUCGAAGAGGACGUCCUUGCAGUCCAGGAACCUCUCGAGUCUCUGGACGUCGAUGUGCCCGAACCAGUUGUGCAUGAGGAAGCCGCAGCGCCAACGAGAGACCAUGAGUUAGUUGCAGUCGAGGAUACGCCGGUGUCCGAUGAUCAGCAUGUCACCGUCGAGGAAACCCCCGCAAGCGAAGGGGGAUCUGUCUUUGUCAACGAUCAAUUCCCUCCCACGAACGAGAUCCCACCUAUUGCAGAAGUGUCCUCGGCUGCUGACGAGCCAACACUUGAUGACAGUCCAUCCACCGAAGAACCUUCCACGCCUGAAGACCAGCCUACCACCGCCUCUACUAUGGAGGUACCGCCAACAGCAGGAGAAGUCGCUGUUGCGCCCGAAGAAAUUACCUCGAAAGUGGAGGAGUCCAUUCCAGCUUUUGAAGCAGCUCCCACCACUCCCGCGGACCCAAUGCUCGACGAUUCCUCAUCUCCUGAGGGAAUUGCAAUCAUCGCCGAGGAGUCAACUGUCGGGUCUGACGCUUCCGUAACUGAAUUACCCGUGGCUGUUGAUGAACCCGCUCCCGCUGUAAGUGAAGCAUUGGUCGUCGUCGAAGUUGUUCUCGAAGAGGUCCACGCUACCCCGGAGCGCACCGAAGACGCCUCAUGUAGUGAAGAGACUAAGGACGAACUUGAGAAUUCGCCACAUGCAGGGGCACCUGUGUGUUUGCCUGGGCAACCCUCCGUAGAGGAGUCUCUCCCUACAGCUCCUAUCCUUGACGAGUUCACGCCAGAACCUGCAGAGGAGCCUGAGAUCUUAGAGGAGCUGCAUGCGGUCACCUCCCAAGUUCUUGUUAAUGGGGGGCAUUUUGAAGUCGAUAAUGACUCGGAGCCUUCGAUUGCACAUGUAGAGACUUCUAGCGAGAUUGAAGAGACCGAAGCAGUCGAGCAACCCGAAACUAUCGCAGUCAAAGAGGUCACUGAACAGCAAGAGAUUGUGACAUCCUCAGCUCUCAACGUUGCUAGCGACAUUGAACGUCCCAAGUCACCAUGGAGCCCUUCUUACAGUGUCAUGACUCAAGGACCGGGCGUUGCCGUCGAGGAGUGUGUGGACGCCUAUGAAGGCGAUGAUGACGUUGCCCCUGCCCAGUCACAAACACCCGAGAUCAUUAUUGAUGAAGUAGCCGCAGUUGUUCCAGAGAUUGCAGCUGAUAUGGAAGCGCCUGGGCAAUCCCAAAUUGAGGUUUUACAUUUGGCAGAGGAACAGGUUGCGCUCGGCGAACCGGAAGAGCCUCAACCCAAAUCACCUUGGACGCCUUCUUACUCGGUGACUGUACAAGGCAACAUGGCUCACACUAAUGAGGGACUUGAUGACUUGGAGCAACUUCCCCCAAGUGCUACCCAGUUUGUUGCAGCAGAGGCAUUUGAAGAGCAACCUGUUCCUUUUACAGAAGCACUCAUUGCUGUCGAAGUAAUCAGUUCUACCACAGUCGUUGCAGACAUACAUGCUACGCUUUCGGCAACGCUAGAUGAGUCGGAUAUUCCUCAGGAUAUCGCUUCGGAGCAAGGUGUCAUCGCUCAAGCAGAACCAUCGGUACAGACUCCACCCGAGCCACCUACUGUGGAGGAAGUGCUUGAGGAAGAAAUUGAGCAGGGAUCGUUCAUCGUCGACGACGAGAGUACGCAAUUGGGUACUACCGACCCUGAAGGAGAGCAUAGUAGUUCUCCCUGGACGCCGUCCUACUCAGUUAUUGGGCUUGAACCAGCAUCUGCACUUGAGGAUCAAGCGGUUGCUAAGGAUGACGAGUUUGUUGACCAUGGUUCAUUUAUCAUUGAGACCCAACUACCCGUCGGUGUAGAGGAUGUUCCUGAGGUCAAAUCAGACUCAGGGCUUCUGACACCCGUCGAUGACCCUGUUGGAGAAAGACCAAAGUCGCCGUGGACCCCUUCGUAUUCUGUCACCAAGCAGGGGCCAAAUGAUGCUGUUGAAGAAGUGGAGAAACUUAACGAAGUAGAAUAUCUAACUGGUCCACUCUCUAGCAUUCCUGCACUUGCGACUGACGAAGAGCCCAUCCCGCCUGUCCUCAUCACCGAGACACGAGCGUCUGUAGAUGAGCCUGUCGUGGCAGAGACUCCCUCGCGCUCAGAGGGUGACAUGACUGUUUCAGAGCUCUCCGAGACAUAUGACGACGUUGAGGCCAGUGGAACUCCAUUCGCCCGAGAGACCCUUCAAACAUUCCCUGUUCUCGAAGAGCCACAGAAAUUCGCCAACAAGAAGUCAGUCCAUGUUUCCCCCACUUCCUUCCUUACUCCUGACUUCGUGCAUUCAGGCCAAGCUUGUCUGCCGUCGAUGAGCUUAAUGCCGCUGAGGUCACUGAAUCCAGCACCCUCCGCAUCGAUAUUCCCACCAACAACGGAGCCAACCGCAACAGACUGGAGUCCACGACCUCUUCUCGUUUCUUCCCUGGUGGAUGGUUCUCCUCUUCACCCAAGGUUCCUGAAGAGGGUCGCACAUCGCUCGACGUUGCAGCUGGAGAAUUCGUCCAUAAGUCCUCAGUCGAAAAUACCCCAACCACUGCUCCAACCAGUGCCCUUCCCUCCGCUGUCGAAGAAGACAAGGAAAAGAAGUCUCGUUGGUGCACAAUCAUGUGAAAGGCAGAGUCCGCCACCUUAUGCAUCUGAAUUCUUGAAACUUAUCAUCGUUUUUAUCACUUUCGUUCUCGUUCUCUACUUUACCUUCUACUAUGCAUGAUUCUUAACGACAGGCGACGACUGCAUAUUCAUAUUUACUUUCAAGCGGAUUUUGAUAUUGAUCUCUUGUAUUUCGGCUAAUCCUCACCCUUAAUGCGUUGUUUGCACUUGAAACCUCUUGGAUUGGCGAAUGUCACCUAAACGUAACCGACCUUA
Messenger RNA from Suillus plorans, 5514 nucleotides. RefSeq lists its product as uncharacterized. The record is from RefSeq and is a predicted model, not a curated record. NCBI's taxonomy places the organism in Eukaryota, Fungi, Basidiomycota, Agaricomycetes, Boletales, Suillaceae. The coding region runs from base 320 to 5359 and encodes 1679 amino acids. The transcript is spliced from 11 exons.